AUGUACCGCAUUGGCGUCGACGUCGGCGGAACCAAUUCCGACGCAGCAAUCCUUGACGUCACAGCAUUCAACAACCCAAACCGCGGUGUCCUUUCCUCCUUCAAAGCCGCAACAACGCCAGACAUAACCAGCGGAAUCGAGAAGGCUAUCCAGAAUGUUCUCGCAGAGUCCAAAGUCUGCAAGCAAAGCGUGCUCAGCGUCACCAUCGGAACGACUCACUUCAUCAAUGCUUUGGUGGAAGCAGACGCCCGUCGGCUUUUCCGCGUAGCCGUCGUCAGGCUCUGCGGCCCUUUUACCCGCCAGAUUCCGCCUUUCUCUGACUUCACCGUCGGCCUGAGACGCGUUCUUGAUGGGGGAGCCUACUACCUUGAUGGCGGUCUCGAAAUUGAUGGUCGCCAGAUCGCGCCGUUGGACCAUGAUCAGAUACGCAAGACAACAGCUGCCAUCGUCACAUCCGGAGUACGUAGUGUUGCUCUCGUGGGCGUCUUUUCUCCCCUAGAUCACUCUGGAAUCCACGAAGAGGCAUGCAAGAAGAUUAUCUUGGAGACAGCACCGGAUUUGGACGUGGUUUGCUCACGGAACCUUGGAACCACGGGCAUCGUCGAGCGUGAGAAUGCAACAAUAUUGAACGCGGCAAUACUCAGUACGGCAAGAAAAACCAUUCGCGGCUUCAAGCGUGCUAUGGCGCGGCUGGACCUCAGCUGUCCCCUCUAUCUUUCGCAGAAUGAUGGCACAUUGUUGGAAGCAGACACCGCAGUGGACUAUCCGAUCAAGACAUUUGCCAGCGGUCCCACGAAUAGUAUGACCGGUGCCGCUUUCCUUGCUGGCUUGGACAAGCCAAAGGCUGUGUCCGAUACGGGAGAAGAACAUGUUAACGGAGGUGGAGAGGAAUCUCAAGUCCUCAUUAUUGACAUUGGCGGCACCACGACUGACGUCUGUGCAUUACUACCUUCUGGCUUCCCUCGUCAAGCUCCCGGCUUUGUCGAAGUGGGUGGUAUACGGACCGUGUUUUUUAUGCCGGAAGUGGCCUCGAUUGGCCUGGGAGGUGGUAGCAAAGUCGAAUUCGGAGCCGCGGCUAGUGAUUUGACAAUCGGGCCAGGCUCAGUGGGUCACUUCCUUACCACUGAAGCACUCGUAUUUGGCGGCCCUACACUUACCAUGACCGACAUUGCGGUGGCAUCCGGCGACGCUGAGCUUGGCGACCGCAAUUUCACCACGACUGUGCCUCGUGAGGUCGUGGAACUCGCGAGUAAGAAGACCAAGAAAAUGAUCGAGACUGUAAUCGAGCGGAUGAGGGUGUCGGCGGCACCAGUCCAUGUACUUCUUGUCGGUGGAGGCUCUCUCCUAGUAUCCAGCAGCUUGGAAGGUGUUGCGAAAGUGACGAAACCAGUCCAUCACGAUGCAGCAAAUGCAGUAGGUGCAGCAAUCGCCAAGGUGUCUGGUGACGUCGAUGUCAUCGAAAUCCUUGAAGGCGCAGAUGAAAAAGCUGUCGUCACAUCUGCGUGUCAGAAAGCGGCCAGUGAAGCGAUCCGCAAAGGAGCGGAUCCGCAGGAUGUCAAAAUCGUUGAAGUCAAUAAGAUUCCUCUGCAGUACUCCACGAAUCGGGCAAUUCGGCUGCAGGUCAGGGCAGUAGGAAGGUUGUCGAUCCCAGAAGGAAACACUUACCAGAAAAACAGCAACGAAAUUGAGUUCUGCGAUGAUUAUGAUAAAGAGGAAGAACUUGAAGGAAAGAAGAUUGCGCUUCACGAUGCCCUGGACCCGACCACCAAGCCAUCUCUCAAUGUUGACCUUGAGCAAUAUCGACCAAGCGUCAAGGAUCAAGUAUGGUAUGUCUCAGAAGUGGAUCUUGAGCUCAUUGCAACGGGCGCCGGUGUUCUCGGAACAGGAGGCGGUGGUCCAACUCACUACGAACUUCUGAAAGCACUUCAAACUUUACGAUCAGGCGGUGCAGGGAAGAUGCGUGUGGUCUCUCCAUUGACAGUUAAAGACUCCGAUUUGAUCUGUUUUGGAUCUUGGUAUGGCGCACCGAGCGUAAUCAACGAGAGAAUCUCAGGUGGUCAUGAGAUCUCGAAGGGCAUAAACACGUUGCUCAAACUGCAGGGAUACCAGACCUUCGAUGCUCUAUUUCUUGACGAAAUAGGUGGUGGAAAUGGUUUGUCCGCUUUCCCCACAGGUGUUGAGUAUAAUGUUCCAGUCAUCGAUGGCGACGCCAUGGGACGAGCCUAUCCAACAAUGUACCACGCAACUUUGUAUAUCAACGGCCAUCCAAUAACCCCGGCCGCGAUAACGGAUGCUCGUGGCAACGCCUCAAUCGUCAUGAAUGCAGAGUCACCUACCCGGGUAGAAUCGAUGUUGCGGACGACGGCAAUCGAACUCGGGCUUGGAUGUGCAGUGUGCGCAUGCCCGCUUCGUGGCUCUGCCAUCAGAGAGCAUGGAGUUCCGCAUACCAUUUCGCAGGCCUGGUACAUCGGACGUGCUGUACACAUGUCGCGUAAAAAGAAAACCAAUUAUGUUCAUGCGAUCUUUGCCGUCAACCCCGGGAAGCUUCUCUUCAGUGGCAAGGUCGUUGACGUACGGCGUGAUGUCAGCGGCGGCUACACCAUGGGAAGCGUUCUGCUCGCUCCAGUGAAAGAUGAAUCUUUUCCUCAAAGUCCGACAUGGGACAAGCACAUGGUCAUCCCAUUCCAGAACGAAUAUUUGUAUGCCGCAUACACAGACUCGACCGGAGGAUCAGAUAGCGAGGAAGUUGUAUGCACGGUUCCGGACUUGAUCUCAAUUUUGGGACAAGAUGGAGAAGCAAUUGGAUCACAAGACCUGCGGUACGGGUUGGUUGUAAGUGUUAUCGCGAUGCCCUCACACCCACUGUGGAAGACCGAGCAGGGGUUGAAAGUCGGUGGACCUUCCGGGUUUGGACUGGCGAUCCCUUUCACCGGAAUCGGCGAAUACACUGAGCCACGGAGCGUUGUCAAAGACUUUGGGGAAGACAAUGUAGUGUAA
Molecule: messenger RNA, 2997 nt
Organism: Aplosporella prunicola CBS 121167
Lineage: Eukaryota; Fungi; Ascomycota; Dothideomycetes; Botryosphaeriales; Aplosporellaceae
Exons: 5
Coding region: 1-2997 (998 amino acids)
Biological process (GO): glutathione metabolic process
Cellular component (GO): cytosol
Molecular function (GO): 5-oxoprolinase (ATP-hydrolyzing) activity
Source: RefSeq, a predicted model, not a curated record